Molecule: messenger RNA, 2832 nt
Organism: Xyrichtys novacula (pearly razorfish)
Lineage: Eukaryota; Metazoa; Chordata; Actinopteri; Labriformes; Labridae
Source: the annotation of a GenBank genome assembly
AGUGUCGAGCCUGAAAGCGAAGAACGAAGAGCAGAGAAGGAGCCGACAGACAGACAGACAGAUAGACAGACAGUCGAGAGUCGCAGCUAAACGGCGUCUUCGGAGCCGCAAACAGCCGCUUUGAUGUCUGCUUAAAUCAACGGCUGCUGACGGUUGCCUCGAGGAUUUAACGUUCAGCUCCCGGUGUGAGAUUUUGAUGCUUUUUUUCACCAUAGUUAGUCGAAGUUUUCGACUAUCACGACUUUGUUACGGACCUUUUUUAUCGUCUAUCUGUGGGAUUAAUCAUUUUAAAUCAGGACUUAACAAUUCAACAAUUAGCUACUUCUCGUGUGUGGCUGUUCUCGGAGUGUUUUUCGUCCAGAGCUAACGGUAAAGGCAACAUUACGACCCGCUUUCGCCAUGGGGAAAUAGCGGAGCGUUUCUCUCUCAAACCGACCCCGUGUUUUUGACUCUUUCAUGCUCUAUUUCAGAAGACAGAGUCGACUUUUGACUUUAAGAAAAUGAGCAUGGAUGGUUGUCCGCUGAAGGUAGCGAUUUUUUUGUGGUGUAUGCUGGUGAUUUCUGGCUCCAGCUUUGAAAUCGGCUCCUACGACCUGGAGCGUGGCAGACCAGCCAAGUGCGAGCCCAUCGUGAUUCCCAUGUGCCAGGGGAUCGGCUACAACCUCACCCGGAUGCCCAACUUCAUGGACCAUGACGACCAGAAGGAAGCUGCCAUUAAGCUCAAUGAGUUUGCCCCUCUUGUGGCUUAUGGUUGUGAUGUGCACCUUCGCUUCUUCCUGUGCUCGCUCUACGCCCCCAUGUGCACGGACAAAGUGUCCACCUCUAUCCCCGCAUGCAGACCCAUGUGUGAGCAGGCCAGGGAGAGGUGCGCCCCCAUCAUGAAGAAGUUCAGCUACACCUGGCCGGACUCGCUCGACUGCUCCAAGCUGCCCACCAGGAAUGACCCUAAUGCUCUGUGUAUGGAAGCCCCUGAGAAUGAAACCAGGACUGAGGGCAAAAAGGGUGAGGGUAUGCUUCCUGUUCCCCCUCGACCCAGGCAGCCGGGUACCACCAGCGGGCGCUCCCCGGGCAGCUCCUGUGAGAACCCGGACAAGUUUCAGUUUGUGGAGAAGAGCCAGUCCUGUGCUCCUCGCUGCUCCCCGGCUGUAGACGUGUUCUGGUCUAGACAGGACAAGGACUUUGCCUUCAUUUGGAUGACUGUGUGGUCCAUUCUCUGCUUCGUUUCCACUGCCUUCACUGUCCUAACCUUCCUCUUAGAGCCUCACCGCUUCCAGUACCCUGAACGCCCCAUUAUCUUCCUGUCCAUGUGCUACAAUGUGUACUCUGUGGCCUUCAUCAUCCGCUCUGUGGCUGGAGCGGAGAAUAUCGCCUGUGACAGGGAACACGGCGAGCUCUACAUCAUCCAGGAAGGACUGGAGUCAACAGGCUGCACCAUCGUCUUCCUCAUUCUUUACUACUUUGGCAUGGCUUCCUCAAUCUGGUGGGUCAUCCUCACCCUCACUUGGUUCCUGGCUGCGGGAAAAAAGUGGGGCCAUGAGGCUAUAGAAGCCCACAGCAACUAUUUCCACAUGGCAGCUUGGGGCAUCCCCGCUCUGAAGACCAUCAUUAUUCUCACAAUGAGGAAGGUGGCUGGGGAUGAGCUGACAGGGCUGUGCUAUGUGGGCAGCAUGGACUCUGGGGCACUCACCGGUUUUGUCCUCAUCCCUUUAUCCUGCUACCUGAUCAUUGGCACUUCCUUCAUCCUCACCGGCUUUGUGGCACUCUUCCAUAUCCGCAAAGUGAUGAAAACAGAGGGCACCAACACAGAGAAACUCGAAAAGCUUAUGGUGAAAAUUGGCAUCUACUCCAUUCUCUACACCGUGCCUGCCACCUGUGUAAUCGUCUGCUACUUCUAUGAAAGACUGAACAUGGACUACUGGAAGCUGAGGGGGCUGCAGAUGAAGUGCGGCUCAUUCAACAGCCUGAGUGGGGACUGUGCGCUGCAGACAUCAGUGCCCACGGUGGCUGUGUUCAUGCUGAAGAUCUUCAUGUCACUUGUGGUGGGCAUCACCAGUGGGGUGUGGGUGUGGAGCUCAAAGACCCUGCAGACCUGGCAGGGCCUGUGCAGCAGAAAGCUGGCAGACAGGACUAGAAGCCGGAAGCCGUGCAGUGGCGUCAGCUGUGGCAGCACACACUGCCACUACAAAUCCCCUGCUGUGGUUCUGCAUAUGGCCAAGACUGACCUGCACUCAGACAACCCCACACAUGUCUGAGACAGAGCAUAACACACACACACACAUAUGCGCACGCACACAAAAACAAAUAAACACACUCACACACACACUGCCAAAUGCAGACACUCUCUCACUCAUACACUCAUGCCCUGAGUAGGGAGCUGCUAAAGACUUUGUGAGAAGGACUGAACUGUCAGGUACAGCUCUGCUGCUGCCAAGGGACACACAGGCAUCACUAUGAGAUACUAUCUAUAAACAGUAUUCAGUGCAUAAAGGGAAAUGUUCAGUAUUGUUACCUAUAUUUUUCUGUUCAUAGUGUUCUGUGCAGUAGACAUGCCCAGUGUUUCAAAGCAAAAAAAGAGCCUGUUUUUGGAGGUAUCUUGGGAAAUAUUAGUCUUUUCUCCUCCUUUCAAGUGGCAUGAUUAUGUGUAUAAAUCUGUAUAAAUGUUUUAUUUAUUGUAAAUAUAUUUAAUUUAAAGUUCACCUUAUCAGAUUUGUCGGUUAGAUGCAUUUAUGGAAGCUAAAGGGAAAUUAAGUGCCUUUUAUAAGAACUCUGGUUUUGGCCUUUUUUUUUUUUUUUUUGAGAGGAAAAUAAAUUUGUGGAAUACAUGUUCAGCCA